Molecule: messenger RNA, 1221 nt
Organism: Penicillium lagena
Lineage: Eukaryota; Fungi; Ascomycota; Eurotiomycetes; Eurotiales; Aspergillaceae
Product: alginate lyase family protein
Exons: 1
Coding region: 1-1221 (406 amino acids)
Cellular component (GO): periplasmic space
Molecular function (GO): lyase activity
Source: RefSeq, a predicted model, not a curated record
AUGACAUGUCCACAAACAGUUGUUCUCGAUGGCUUCAGGCUCACCGAAGCCCGGCGACGUCUGCGCGAAGGCACUGAUCUCGCCCUACAGGCAACGCUGGGAGUUCUGACGAGGCAGGCCGAUGAGUGGCUGACGCAAGGCCCCUGGUCCGUCACCAUGAAGAAGAAACCCCCGCCUAGUGGGGACAUACACGACUACACCAGCCAGGCGCCCUACUGGUGGCCGUCGCAGGACUCACCGGAUGGCAAGCCUUACAUCCAGCGCGACGGAAAGAAAAAUCCGGAGGUUCUCUACUAUACCGACCGCGUCUACUGGGAAAAAGUCUUCACAUCGUCCACCAUUCUAGCCCUGGCCUGGUUCUACACGGAAAAUGAGGCAUACGCGCGACACGCUGGUGACAUCCUGCGCGCCUGGUUCGUAACGCCCGAGACCCGCAUGAACCCCAACCUCAGCCACGCCCAGCUCAUCCCGCACGCUAACACGGGCCGCUUCAUCGGCAUCAUCGACUUCUCCCAGGCCUACACCAGCGUUCUCGACGCGGCCACCAUCCUAGCCACCGGCGGCGCCGGGACCUGCCCACCCAGCAACAUCCCCUCGCGGGCUCCCGGCUGGUCCUACGAUGACGCUGAGAGGUUCCGGGCGUGGAACCUCGACUUCCUUGCGUGGCUGACCGACAGCCCGUUCGGCCGGGAGGAGCACGCCCAACGUAAUAAUCACGGCAGCUUCGCGGCCAUGCAGAUGGCCGCCAUUGCCCUCUUCGUCAACGACACGGCUCGCGCCCGCGACGAGGCGCUCGCCGCGCUCGCUCACGUCACCGAGACCAUCGCCCCGGACGGCUCCCAGCCUGAGGAGCUCCGCCGAACCCGCAGCUGGCAUUAUUCGACCUUCAAUCUUCUUGCCCUAACGCGUCUCGCCUGCGUGGGGCGCAAGGUCGGGGUCAACUUGUGGGAUUUUGCCGGUCCGGGAGGCGAGGGGAGCAUCGCGCGCGCGGUGGACUUUGUGAUACCCGCGGCGACAAACAGCGACAUAUGGGCGUUCCCCGAGCUGGAUUUCAAGGCUUACGCCGCGGCGGAUAUCAUUCGGGCGGCGGCGGAUGCAGGCCACAAGAGAGCGAAGGAGGCCGUGGGUAGGUUACAGCUGCCGCCUUCGGAUGACCUGUGGCUGUUGAGACCGGCGCCGGAGCAGCUUGAUGCGGUCAAGGUGGAUGAGGACUCGAAAUGA